Messenger RNA from Phasianus colchicus (ring-necked pheasant), 2825 nucleotides. RefSeq names its product hes related family bHLH transcription factor with YRPW motif like (gene HEYL). NCBI's taxonomy places the organism in Eukaryota, Metazoa, Chordata, Aves, Galliformes, Phasianidae. Gene Ontology annotation, biological process: regulation of DNA-templated transcription. The record is from RefSeq and is a predicted model, not a curated record. Gene Ontology annotation, molecular function: protein dimerization activity; DNA binding.
CAGAGGGGGACAUGAGACGGUUCACACAGACUGUUCCUUUUACAGGAAGACUUGGGAUUGCGACCAGCGAGCGGGAGGAGGCGGGGGGGCCUGGGAACCUGGGAGCGCCGGCGCGGCCGCGUAAUCCGUCACUCCUGGGAGAUGUCUCAUUAACCCAUUAACCAGGGAGGCUGGGGACGUGCUGGGAGCAGAGCGAGGCGGCAGCCGGGGGUGUGAAAGGCAGAGCGGGGCCAGGGGAGGAGCUGGGGAGCAGACGGGGCGAGCUCCGCGCACAGCUCGCCGCGGGACCGCGCCGCGCUCCGACACGCGUGGGGCUCCGGACACGAGUGGGGCUCCGCCGAGCCCUCAGCCCCGCGCCCUCCUCCUUGGCGGAGCCGCUCCCGGUCGGGAUGAAGCGUCUGUGCGAGGAGAGCUCGUCGGACACCGAGUCGGACGGCACCAUCGACGUGGGCAAAGAGGAGGAGUACAGCCACGUUCCCAGGUCUGUGUCUCCCACCACGACAUCGCAGAUACAAGCCAGGAAGAAGCGCAGAGGGAUCAUUGAGAAGCGGCGCCGCGACCGCAUCAACAGCAGCCUGUCAGAGCUGCGGCGCCUGGUGCCCACUGCCUUCGAGAAGCAGGGCUCAUCCAAGCUGGAGAAGGCAGAAAUUCUACAGAUGACAGUGGAUCACUUAAAAAUGCUCCAUGCCACUGGAGGAGCAGGGUUCCUGGAUGCUCGUGCUCUGGCCGUGGACUACAGGAGCAUCGGCUUUCGCGAGUGCCUCACCGAGGUGGUGCGGUACCUGGGCGUCCUGGAGGGGCAGAGCACCGCCGACCCCAUCCGCCUGCGGCUCCUCUCCCACCUCAACAACUACGUGGCCGAAAUGGAGCCCUCCCCGGCGGCCGCCUCGCUGCUCCCCGUGCAGACGUGGCCGUGGUCCUUCCUGCACAGCCCGGUGCCGGUGCCGCGCCGGGAAGCCGCUCCCGCUCCUCUCCUUGUGACUGCGUCCUACCCGCGCCUCGCCGCCAGGCCGGCCCCGGUGCGCCGCGUCCCCGCCGACGUGCUGCCGUCACACCGGAGCUCUCUGCCCGGCAGGAUGGCUUCCUCAGCCCGCAGGGCCCGCGGUGCCCCCUCGGCUUCGACCGCGACGGCCGCACCCCGGAUGCCGUCUCCGUCGGGGGCGCCGAGGGGGGGCUCAGCCAAGGGCAGCCCCAUCUCCGCUCUGCUCUUCUCUCCCGCCGGUGUCCCUCUGCCCGCAGCCUACGCUGCGCCCGCGGUGCUGGGUGCGGCCGCGCAGGGACCCGCGCUCAGGGUGGGGGCGGCCCGGCUGUGCCGCUCCUGGGCCACGGAGAUCGGCGCCUUCUGAGCCCUCAGUGCCCGCUGCCCGUGGACCGGCCGACCGGGCGCCUCUCCUGUUAGCGGAAGCCAAGGAUCCAUCCAGAAGAUUCUCUUUGCUGUCCCCUCCCCUCGCUCUUUACGCUGCCUUCCUCACCUCACCUCACCUCACCAUCGCUCAUCCUCUCCUUCGUCGUGCCCACGAAUGUCAGCGCCAUCCGCUUCCACGCGUUCUCUGGGAUGGGGGGCACUGCAGACCCCGGCCCUCCAACAGAGCCCGAUACUGUUCUCUGCUGCCUUAUCUCCUUGGGGACUCGGAGCUCCUGGACGGACUCACUCAGGCCGUGUCCCCCAGCUGCAGCACCCAGUUCUGUGCUCUUGGGAUUGGUUCUGCUGCCCUGACUGAACGCUGCUCUCCUCGCUGCGCCCCAAAUCAUCCUGCUCACAGCGGAGCACUGCUGGGCUCUGGCAGCCCUCAGCCCACAGCCGGGUGUGAAGAGGUGAGACACGGGAUUUCAAAGGGACUCCGCGGGGAGGGGACGACUCCAACACCGAUGUGAGAAGGGCAGCCCUUCCCUCUGCCUGUCGCCCUGCAGGAGCCGUCUCACCUCUUUCCCCACUGAGUGUGCAGUGCAGAGCAGUCAGACCAGCAUUCCAAGUGCCUCCCAGUUUUCUCUUGGCCCUUCUCCUCCCACAGUGUCUCUGUUUUCCCUCUCCAGCACCGUGUCGCGGUCUCAUGUUGCUCACUCCUGUGCCAGGACCAAACACCAUGGGUGCUGCAUUGCAGCCCUUGGCCAGCACUGGGUCUGCACUUGCCCCAUUCCCAAGAGCUUUUCCUUCCCUGCCGUGCACCCCUGGAUAACCAGUGCUGCAGAAUCACCCUUGCUCCUGUCCUCCCACCUCUUCUCCUCUGGGCAGGGAGGAACACAAACUCGAAGCUCUCAAGCUCUGGGGCCGCAUCACUCAGGGCUGUGUGGCCCAGCGCUCACCCUUCCCGUGGGACUGUGCCUGGAUCUGUGGCUUUGUUUGCUGGGAUGGAUCUGGCCCUGGCUGCAUGCCCACCCCAAGGAUCUGCCCAGAUCAGCAGCUGUGGCACAAAAAGAAAAGUGUGUAGAGGUCAGCGCGGCAGUGGAAAAGACGGAGAAGUUCCCUCCUGGCAGAGACUCUCCCCCACCCCAGGUGGAAGGCGCAGCGUGCCGGGCUGCGUUCCUGCAGAGCACGUGAUGUGUGCAGCACUGCUGCUCGGAGAGUGAGUCCUCCUGGUUGUUCUGGUGAACGCCACUGCACUUAACAUACAGAACCACCUCUGCUGCUCCUCCUCACCCCUGUUCCCCAGUGCCAGAAGCAGCCAGGAACACUUUUCCUCACAGAAAAGACAGAGGAGACCAUGGCCCUGGCUGUCCUAGGGCUGCUCAGUGCGCCAGAGCUGCAGCAAGCAGCCUGGCCUCGCUCUGUUGGAGUCACAGCUGUGACAUCCAGCAAAAGUGGCAAAUAAAGUCUUUCCAACCCC